This is a messenger RNA of Menidia menidia (Atlantic silverside), 624 nucleotides long. The record is from the annotation of a GenBank genome assembly. Lineage: Eukaryota; Metazoa; Chordata; Actinopteri; Atheriniformes; Atherinopsidae.
AUGGAGUACAAACCCCAGAAGAAGGCCUUCUUCAAGCUGAAGGACUGCAUCGAGCUGUUCACCACCAAGGAGAAGCUGGGCGCCGAGGACCCCUGCCGCUACAUGAGGGACAAGCUGGACUCGCUGGUCGACUUCCCGCUCAGAGAUCUGGACAUGUCGGAGUUCCUCAUCAACCCGAACGCCGGGCCCUGCCUCUAUGACCUCAUCGCCGUGUCCAAUCACUACGGAGGGAUGGGGGGAGGCCACUGUAAGAGGCUCCGCCCCCAGGGGCGAUCCAGAUACACGGCGUACGCCAAGAACAAAGACGACGGGAAAUGGUUCAACUACGACGACAGCAGCGUGUCCCCGGCCAGCGAGGAGCAGAUCGUGGGCACCGGCUACUUCGCUCUGGACCGCGAGGAAGAGGAGGAAGAGGAGGGAGAGGAAGAGGAAGAGGAGGAGGAGGGGGAGGAGGAGAGGAAGAGCGACUCGCCGCCCGCCGUCGCCCAUAGCGACGAGGAGGACCCGAACGAGAACCGGCGCCGAAAGAACGACAACGAGGAAGAGGAGGAGGAGGAGGAAGAGGAGGAAGAGGAAGAGGAAGAGGAGGUACUCAGCCGGGACGUUACCAUGAAAACCAACUGA